AUGUCUGACUUCACAAACGUCACUUGGGACUCAGCAGAUGCUGAUGAAGCAGCGGCGAGUGAAUCUUCUCACAAUGCCGCUGGACCAUCGAGUGCAUAUAACGACGAUACAUUUCAUCCUACAGAUACGGAUUAUGUGUCGAAUGGUGAUGAAGGUGGAAUCGGGUCUAGUUCUGAAGCAGGUCCAUCUUCAUCAUCCCAUCUCUUUGCAUCUACCAAAUCCGAUAUUUAUUUCAAUUGUUUAGUGAAUGAUCCUCAGAAAGAACAAGACGGCCAGAACGCCUAUAUCACAUACUGUGUGUCCACAGAAACCAAUAGUCCUAGUUUCCAGAAUGCCACGGCAAGGGUGCGACGACGGUUUUCAGACUUUGUGUAUUUGUAUAACACACUGCUGAACCAGUACCCGGCAGUGGCUGUACCUCCUCUACCAGACAAAUCUCGAUUAGAGUAUAUUAAAGGAGACAGAUUUGCUAGUGAAUUCACCCUUAAAAGAGCAACUUCAUUAACUCGCUUUCUCUCCAGAGUCACUCACCAUCCUCUGCUUAAGAAGUCUAGAUCUCUUUACACUUUUCUUGAGAGUGAUGAUUGGAACGCCUAUAAAAAGCAUAAAGGCGGUUCAAGGUUAUCUAGUGCCAGUGGCGGUGGUACUGACUUGGUCAACCCAAAUACUGCUCCUGAAGUGGUUUCUGUCCUUGAUGGUAUCUCUGAUACCUUCCUAAAUGCAUUCGCCAAAGUCAACAACCAGUCUCAAGAGCUCAUAGAAGUCAAAGAAAGAGCUGACAAACUCGAUGAUAACCUUGGUGCGAUUAUCAAGACGUUUUCUCGAGUUGUUCGCCGCCAGUCAGAUCUCGUUCAUGAUUUAGACGAGUUUUCUCAGCAGAUGAAGAAGCUGUCCACUUUAGAACCACAGUUGGGACGGGAAUUUCAAGAAUUCGCUAGAGGUGUUGAGUACUUUUCGCAAAAUGCCAAUAUUCUUCGCGAACAAGUCGAUAACGAUUAUAUUGUGUCGUUACGGGACAUGGAGAACUAUGUAGCAUCCAUCAAGGGCCUUAUUCGAGCGCGUGACCAGAAACAAUUAGACUUCGAGGGUCUUUCAGACUAUCUCACUAAAGCCGAAUCUGAUAGGAAUACACUACUUUCUGGUGGAGGUAGCAAUUUCCUACGUAACAAGGUCGAGGACUUGCGAGGAAUCAAUCAUGAAGUCGCUCGUAAAGAGCGACUCAAUAAACUGGAAUCGAAGAUUAAAGAUCUUCAACAAGAAGUGUCUGGCGCUAAAAUCACCUCGGAAAAGUUCGAGGAGGUUACUCUUAACGAAGUCGCCAUCUUUGAAAGCAUUAAAUCGCUCGAAAUGAAAGACACUCUUGCUGGCCUUGCUGACGGACACAUCGAGUUCUAUCAGAACAUGAUCAAGGAAUGGUCCUCCAUCGCCAAAACCAUCGGUGCCCAACCUGAUGCCUAA
Molecule: messenger RNA, 1458 nt
Organism: Sugiyamaella lignohabitans
Lineage: Eukaryota; Fungi; Ascomycota; Dipodascomycetes; Dipodascales; Trichomonascaceae
Gene: SNX4
Product: Snx4p
Exons: 1
Coding region: 1-1458 (485 amino acids)
Biological process (GO): cytoplasm to vacuole targeting by the Cvt pathway; autophagy
Cellular component (GO): phagophore assembly site
Molecular function (GO): phosphatidylinositol binding
Source: RefSeq, a predicted model, not a curated record